AUGGAUUACGCCGAGGCCUGCCGUGAGAUCGAUAUGGAGCAACUAGCUUCUGCCGUAGACACACUUACCACCAGUUCGCUAGGAAAACUAGAAGAGGCGUUGUAUGACCGGAACACGGGACGCUGUGAACAGAUGUGUGCAGUUUAUUGGAAAUUUGAGGAACACAUAAUGCAAAAAUUAAGAGAUGUAAGUUCGAACAUAAAUGGCUUCAUAUGGUCUUCAGCAUGCCAUUAA
Molecule: messenger RNA, 234 nt
Organism: Protopolystoma xenopodis
Lineage: Eukaryota; Metazoa; Platyhelminthes; Monogenea; Polystomatidea; Polystomatidae
Source: the annotation of a GenBank genome assembly